CUCUUGUAGACCAGGAUGGUCUCGACUCACAGAGAUCUGCCUGCCUCUGCCUCCCCAGUGCUGGGAUUAAAGGUGUGUGCACCCCGGCUGUCGCUUGAUUUCUUAGCUGUCCUCUCUUCCCUGCAGUUACUGUCCAGGCUGACUGAGCGCUUCGUGCAGGGAGUGGACAUGUUCAUGGAGACUAUAUGGAAAGUUUGGAUGGAGCUCUUGGAAGUCCUUGGACUUGACGUGUCCAACCUGUCACAGUACUUCAGCCCAGCCUCUGUGUCCAACAAUCCCACCCGGGCCCUGGUGCUGGUUGGUGUGGUCCUCCUGGCCUACUGGUUCUUAUCUCUGACAUUGGGUUUCACCUUCAGCUUCCUGCACCUGGUGUUUGGCCGCUUCUUCUGGCUCGUACGAGUCAUCCUGUUCUCCAUGUCAUGCGUGUAUAUCCUGCAUAAGUAUGAGGGUGAGCCUGAGCACACCGUGCUACCGCUCUGCCUCGUGGUGGCCAUCUACUUCAUGACAGGGCCCAUGGGCUACUGGCGAGGCAGCCCUGGUGGCCUUGGCAGCCCCAGUGUGGAGGAGAAGCUGGAACACCUGGAGAACCAGGUGAGAUUGCUCAACAUCCGUCUCAACAGGGUGCUGGAGAACCUCGACCGCUCCAAGGACAAGUGAAGGCCAGGUGCCUGGCCACCCAAGGGUGCCACCUGCAGUAACGUCAGAAGACAAGGGAAGAAGAAAACAGCUGGCAGCCCCAACAAACCCUACCCCUCCCAAUAAACUGAACAAGAAUGCCACACCUGGUAUUUCCCACUGUGUGUCGACCUUAAGGCCCACUGGAGGAGAAAGAACUUAUGUAGAACUUAAUCAGAAUGUUGCUAGUGGGAAAAACAUAUUUUUUAAAUAAUGGAUAUACCCCUAUUAGCUGAGUAGUCAGAGAAAUUUAUCUGCAUAGACCAUGAAGUUAAUUUUUUUCAAACAUUUAAAUCUUUUGUAAGGUUUUUAAAUAAAGGCAGAUCAAGUCAAGUUUAUCAGAACUUGGAAGGAAUCGGAAGUGUAAACUGGCUGCUGGGUAAGCGCUGUGUGCAUUACCUUCGUAAUCCCAAGUGUGACCUUGUUUUUAUGUCUUCUGGGGUUGGCAUUGACUUGGUUCAUGAGUGCUGUUAUUGUGGACACUUGGGCUUCAGAGUGGAACUAGAUCAUUUUGGAUCCUAGGGACCCUGUGUGCUCCUUCCAUUGUGUUCCUUUAUGUCUUUCUGUUUUUAUGGUGCUGGGGGUGCUGAGCCUACCCCCACCCCGUCCAUUGUGUUUCUGAAUGAAGGUACCCAUAGGUGUCCUGGGAUCUUUUUCUUUUCCCUGGACUUUAGUGUAGUCUAACACCUGGUUUUCCUAGAAGGGAAAAUACAUAGAUGGGGCUAUAAAAUGUCUUUGUAGUUUGAUGCCAAGAACUUCCUGGAUGGGCCUUGGAGAUAUUCCAGAAUAUAGCUGACUCUCACAUUCCCUGUUUGCCAGGUAGGUCCAUAUAGCCAGCUGGACCCUGAAAGGAUUUGCUCAUUUGUUUCAUUUGCUUCUAAUUGACUCAAGACCAUAGAAGAAACUGUUUAUGGCCAGUAACAUCUUUCAUUUCAUUGCUUCUAGAACAUUCUUAGACAUAAGCAACCAUGAUAUGAAUUGUUUGUCCUGAACUUUUUAUGAUUAUGUGUGUUAGGUGCUUUUUGUCUGGGGUCCAGGAAGUUGUUGUUUUAGCUUAGCCUUGGGGAAGGGGGUGGGCAAAAAAUUGUGUCAGAGGCUGGAAGCAAUACCCCUCUGCUAGGACUCUGGAAAGAAAGCUGGCUUUUGCAGGAUGUGGCUAGGAUUGCCAUUGUCUCUGUGGUCCUUCAGUGUACCCUGGAGCCACUGAGUCCCAACUUCAGCUUGGUGGAGGCACCUGUCAGUUUUCACUGCAGACCUUGGUAGAGGGACCCAGCUGAUGCCAGCUCUGCUGCCAUAUAUCUGAGAAGUUCUGUUUGGGGUUGCAAGUGCCUGGAACACAGAUUUGGAUCUUUCUGAGGAUGUGUCUGAGACCUCUGUUCUCGUUAUGACCAUAUGGGGCUCACACCUGCUUGAAUUUCAUUCACUUGUGAAACUCAUACUGGGGAAAUCUCUCCAUGGACGUUGAACACACAUGACUUCUGGUGUGAGACAUUCCACUUAUGUAUUGUUGAGAUACUGUAAAGAAAUCUACUUGCAGCACAGGAUAUAAGUACCUGGGGGAGGGUACAUUGGUGGCUAACAUCGUCUUUCCUUCCAAAUGUCUGGCCAAAUCAUAACAAAAGUUUGCUUUGCAGAUAUUGGCUAUCAGCCUCUAAAAAACUGGGCAUCCCUGUUCUUGCCUUGGCUCCUCUCAUUGGUGGCCACAGAGAUGUCCUAUUUCAGGUCCUAGACAGUCCAUUGUAGCUGAGUAUGCAAUUCCAGUAUUCAGGAGGCAGAAGCAGAAGGAUUGCUGCUAUUUUGAGGCUAGCUUAGUUUAAAUAGUAUAUUCCAGGCCAGCCAGGAUUACAUAGCAAGACCAGAAGCCAGGUUUAGUGGUACACAAGAGCCAGAGGCAGGCAGAUCUCUGAGUUUGAGACCAAUCUGGUAUAUGUAGUGAGUUCUAGGUCAGUCAGAGUUAUACAUUGAGACCUAGUCUCAAAACAAUAACAAGCAAAAAAGUUUUUUAAAAAAAUCUGCAAUUUUUUUUUCCAGCCUGACCAAAUGUAGACUCUAAAGCCAGUUUUAUGGUUUGAUAUCCACAAAUACAAGAUGCCUUCAUUUUCAUUUAAUUAUUUCUUUCAGAUAGGGUCUUAUGUAUCCUAGGCUGGCCUUGAACUUGCUCAAGUAGCUGAGACUGGCCUUAAACUUCUGAUCCUCCUGCCUCCACCUCCUGAGUGCAGGGAUGAUAGGGGUGGGACUGAGGCUACAUGCAUAGUAAGAGAUCACUCUAGAGUCCAGCCCCAGGAUGCCUUCAUUAUAAAUGGAAGAAUGCACUUGAAGUUCUAGCAGUAGAACUUGAGGUGGUAGAUGCACAUUUACCUUGUUGGGAUGUGUUUUUGUUGUUGUUGUUUUUUUUUUUUUUUGAGGCAAGGUCUCUCUACAUAUCAUCCCUGGCUGUCCUGGAACUCAACAGAGAUCCACCUGCCUCUGCCUCUCGAGUGCUGGGAUUGAAGGUGUAAGCCACAAUGCCUAGCCUUGUUUGGAUGUAUUCUUUUUUUUUUUUUUUUGAAUU
Cricetulus griseus (Chinese hamster) is the source of this 3226-nucleotide messenger RNA. NCBI's taxonomy places the organism in Eukaryota, Metazoa, Chordata, Mammalia, Rodentia, Cricetidae. The record is from RefSeq and is a predicted model, not a curated record.